Molecule: messenger RNA, 859 nt
Organism: Panicum virgatum (switchgrass)
Lineage: Eukaryota; Viridiplantae; Streptophyta; Magnoliopsida; Poales; Poaceae
Product: NADH-ubiquinone oxidoreductase chain 3-like
Exons: 1
Coding region: 62-418 (118 amino acids)
Cellular component (GO): NADH dehydrogenase complex
Molecular function (GO): NADH dehydrogenase (ubiquinone) activity
Source: RefSeq, a predicted model, not a curated record
AUGCCGCUCCGCGAGCAAGGAGCGCCGCGAGGAGAGCGAGAGAACGAAGUGGGCUUUGGUGAUGUCGGAAUUUGCACCUAUUUUUAUCUAUUUAGUGAUCAGUCCGCUAGUUUCUUUGAUUCCACUCGGUGUUCCUUUUCCAUUUGCUUCCAAUAGUUCGACCUAUCCAGAAAAAUUCUCGGCCUACGAAUGUGGUUUCGAUCCCUCCGGUGAUGCCAGAAGUCGUUUCGAUAUACGAUUUUAUCCGGUUCCUAUUUUAUUUAUUAUCCCUGAUCCGAAAGUCACCUUUUCUUUUCCUUGGGCAGUACCUCCUAACAAGAUUGAUCUGUUUGGAUCUUGGUCCAUGAUGGCCUUUUUAUUGAUUUUGACGAUUGGAUCUCUCUAUGAAUGGAAAAGGGGUGCUUCGGAUCGGGAGUAACCACUAGUGAAAGGGCUAAGGGGGGAAGGACAUAGGAAAGAAGGAUGCCUACAAAAAAUCAAUUGAUUCGUCAUGGUAGAGAAGAAAAACGGCGCACGGACCGUACUCGAGCUUCGGAUCAAUGUCCCCAGAAGCAAGGAGUAUGCCUGCGUGUUUCGACGAGAACACCGAAAAAACCUAAUUCAGCUCUACGUAAGAUAGCAAAAGUACGGUUGAGCAAUCGACAUGAUAUAUUUGCUCACAUUCCAGGCGAAGGUCAUAAUUCGCAGGAACAUUCUAUAGUCUUAGUCAGAGGAGGUAGAGUGAAAGAUUCGCCAGGUGUGAAAUCCCAUCGUAUUCGAGGAGUCAAGGAUUUGCUGGGAAUUCCGGAUCGUAGAAAGGGAAGAUCUAAAUAUGGUGCAGAAAGACCAAAAUCGAAAUGAAUGGAAGAUGCCUCUGGAA